AUGGUAGUGCAGUUGUUGUGUGUUGCCAAGACUAUAUCAUUUGCAGUGAAGAGUUGUCAAGAUAAGAUACACUAUGUGAUAUUAAAUAAUAUUUCAAAUUUGCAAAAAGGU
Molecule: messenger RNA, 111 nt
Organism: Brugia malayi
Lineage: Eukaryota; Metazoa; Nematoda; Chromadorea; Rhabditida; Onchocercidae
Exons: 2
Source: RefSeq, a predicted model, not a curated record